Molecule: messenger RNA, 1167 nt
Organism: Molossus molossus (Pallas's mastiff bat)
Lineage: Eukaryota; Metazoa; Chordata; Mammalia; Chiroptera; Molossidae
Gene: OXTR
Product: oxytocin receptor
Exons: 2
Coding region: 1-1167 (388 amino acids)
Biological process (GO): positive regulation of vasoconstriction; regulation of systemic arterial blood pressure by vasopressin; G protein-coupled receptor signaling pathway
Cellular component (GO): membrane
Molecular function (GO): peptide binding; oxytocin receptor activity; vasopressin receptor activity
Source: RefSeq, a predicted model, not a curated record
AUGGAGGUCCCGCUUGAGACCAACUGGAGCGCCGAGGCUGUCAAUGGGAGUGCGGCACCACCAGGGGCGGAGGGCAACCGCACCCACGGGCCACAGCGCAACGAGGCCCUGGCGCGCGUGGAGGUGGCGGUGCUGUGCCUCAUCCUCUUCCUGGCGCUGAGCGGCAACGUGUGUGUGCUGCUAGCGCUGCGCACCACGCGCCACAAGCACUCGCGCCUCUUCUUCUUCAUGAAGCACCUGAGCAUCGCCGACCUGGUGGUGGCGGUGUUCCAGGUACUGCCACAACUGCUGUGGGACAUCACCUUCCGCUUCUAUGGGCCCGACCUGCUGUGUCGCCUGGUCAAGUACCUACAGGUUGUUGGCAUGUUCGCCUCCACCUACUUGCUGCUGCUCAUGUCCCUCGACCGCUGUCUGGCCAUCUGCCAGCCGCUGCGCACCCUGCGCCGCCGUGCUGACCGCCUGGCCGUCCUCAUCACGUGGCUGGGCUGCCUGGUGGCCAGCGCGCCGCAGGUGCACAUUUUCUCGAUUCGCGAGGUGGCCGACGGUGUCUUCGACUGCUGGGCAGGCUUCAUCCAGCCCUGGGGACCCAAGGCCUAUGUCACGUGGAUCACGCUCGCCGUCUACAUUGUGCCAGUCAUUGUGCUUACCGCCUGCUACAGCCUCAUCUGCUUCAAGAUCUGGCAGAACUUUCGGAGCAAGACGGCGGCGGAGGGAGCGGCCAAGGGGUCGGAGGGCGCGGUGGCCGGCAGCGGGGACCGUGCGGCCCUGGCUCGAGUCAGCAGCGUCAAGCUAAUCUCCAGGGCCAAGAUCCGCACGGUUAAGAUGACCUUCAUCAUCGUGCUGGCCUUCAUUGUGUGCUGGACACCAUUCUUCUUCGUGCAGAUGUGGAGCGUCUGGGACGCCAAUGCGCCCAAGGAAGCCUCAGCCUUCAUCAUCGCCAUGCUCCUGGCCAGCCUCAACAGCUGCUGCAACCCCUGGAUCUACAUGCUCUUCACAGGCCACCUCUUCCACGAGCUCAUGCAGCGCCUCCUCUGCUGCUCCUCCAGCUACCUAAGGGGCCCCCGGGCGGGAGAGACAAGUGUGAGCAAAAAGAGCAACUCAUCCACCUUUGUCCUGAGCCACCACAGCUCCAGCCAGAGGAGUUCCUCCCAGCUGUCCUCCCUGUGA